ACCACCCGAGCAAGGAGAACGACGGGAGAAGCAAGGAACGGGCAGGCCUGUGCGCUAACAGGUGCAAGUGCGACCUGUCGUGGCCAAGUCGAGGUCUCUCUGACGCCGCUGCUAGGAGGAUUGAUUGAGACUUCGGGGGCCGCAGGUCAUCUUGGUCGCCCCGGGGGCGGCCGAUUCUUCUCUCCUGCCUGCACUUGCAUCCGACACCGCUGCUCCCAGCCACAGGUGGUGCGCAGAGGGAUGAUCCACCAGAUGAUGGGGUAGAGAUGCGACGACAAAAGCGCAGAAAAUUGCCAAAUCCGUGCUAGCAGGCCGCUAGCAGCUUUGUCUCUCCGACAGCCCCUUGUGAGAGGAAACAACGCAAAAAAAGAGGAGGAGGAAUAGCACACCUUCACAAUGCUGCCCACAAACGUGAUGUACUUCAUGAAGAAGAUGGUGACAACGACCGAGACCGAGUCGAGUGGGUCUGCCACCGGAGGCGAUACAACCGGCACCACUCUCAGCAAACUCCGGCAGACUUUAUCUUCUGGCCUCAUGUCAGCGCAGGAAACUGUGACCAAGCUGUCACCUACCCGCCAGUCGAUGACACCUGACGCGGCGGCAGUGGCUGCCCUUGCCAUGGCGGCGCCCAACUUGAAUUCCUCGAUCAGCCAGCUGGAAUUAUUAAAGACUGAACAGACCAAAAAUCAACAGAAUAAACUGGAGCAGCUGGGGCGACCACGUUCUGGGGCUUGUCGCGUGUGCCUGAAGAGUUUCAAAACUGAGGAUUUCUUUAGAAUUUGCUGUGAAUGCACUCAGAAAGUGUGUGAGGACUGUGCCUCGUAUUCUAAAAACGAAGAGGGCCUAGAAGAUAACAAGUGGCGAUGCAGCAUUUGUCGGCGCCGCACGCAAGGCCGUGGGCAAACGCAGCGAACGGCGUCGGCGAGCGGCGCCCUCGGCCUCCAGAGCGAAAAUUCGGCGGGCGACCUGCUGGAGCUGCCAGGCGGUCUUCAGCGGCGCCACUCGGACGUCAAGAUCGGUGCCGGUCAGAAGACCGAGGCCAACAACACCAAGGUGCUGGACAUCCCGCGGUCGCCGGAGCUGCGACGCCACUCGGACGUGUCGCCGGCGUCGCUUCGGGAGCUGGAAAAGGUGGCCGGGGAGCACAGAGAGGAGCUGCGCUGGGAACGCGAGAUGGAAUGGCGCGCCGAACAGCAACAGGGUCGUCUAGUGCAGCGCCGCGGCGGCGCCAAAUUCAUCGUCGGCGACGAUCCCAAAUCUUCAGAGAGCUCCAUUGAUGAUGACACCAUGACUGAGGAAGAGGCAGAGUGGCGACGUCAGCAGUCCCAGCGAGGCGGUAAAGGAGGUGGUUUCGGAGGACAGUCGCCGCGGCGCCGAUCCAGGGCGAUGCAGCGCCAACGCAGCUACGAUGACGAGGACCAAACACUCAGUGCACAGCCGCAGUACGAACUUUCUCGGAGAGCGUCUGCGUAUGACGUUUACCAGACGGCAGGAAUGGCCAAGGUAGGUCCAAAGAUGGUAGAGGCGGGAGACAGUGGAGGUGGAAGAAGACCUUCAUUCCGAGUUUCCAGCACGAACGGAACGACGGAGUCUGGAAAAAGUGGUUUUGACAGUUCACCUUCUGACAACCGGCGGUUCCAGCAGGACGAGAUGUCCGGCGGCGGGUUGGGCGUGGAGGACGACGGGCGAAGAGGUCGUCGACGCAGCUCCGCAAUCGAGGGAAUGCGGGCGCUGCCUGCGACGCCGGCAGCCGGCGAGCGACGCGUGAGCGCCGUCCCGUCCCGCAUCAUGGGCGGCCCCGAAGUGGACAGUGCAGGCGAGCCGAUUCGGCGACAGGCGUCGGUCACCGCUGGCGAGGACAUCAAAAUCGUCAUCCACGACGUCGAUUCGGAAGCGGCCAUGUCGCGACCAGGGACCAAAAGGAGGGUGAUGCUCCGUCGAGAUCCUUCUGACAAGGCGCACCGAACACGAGGCUUCGGAUUUAGGGUUGUUGGAGGCAAGAGCGGCUCCGACGGCCGACUUUUCGCCUACAUCGUCUGGACAGUGCCUCAGGGCCCUGCGGAUCAGGCUGGCCUGGUUCAGGGUGAUAGGGUGCUGGAAUGGAACGGCGUCUCGCUCAUCGAUAAGAGCUUCGAAGAGGUGUGCGCCGUGAUGGACAGAACGGGAGACGCCGCGGACAUCGUCAUUGAACACUUUCCGGACAUGCGGAUGACAGACCUGCUGGAUGACAUCAGUAUGGCAGCAGCUGCCGCGGCCGGUCCCCGGAAAAGCGCCUCUGACGUCAUGGGGCUGCAAUUAGAUAACGAGCAGGAUAAAGGGCCCACUUCACCUACCAGGAGGAAACUGCCAAAAACACCGGAGCAGCUCGCGCGCGAGAAGACCGUGAGUGGUCGGGUUCAGAUCCACGUCUGGUAUGUGGAGGAAAAGAGGGAGCUGGUGGUGUCCGUGCUGGCUGCGGACGAUCUGGCGCCAAGAGAUGACACUGGCUACGGCAGCCAACCUGAGGCCUACGUCAGACUUCAAGUCACAAAUUUGAAGGAGCCCAAGACACUCAAGACUGAUGUGGCAGAGCCAACUCAUAACCCCAUCUGGAACGCGACGUUCGAGAUCCCUAACGUUCCAGCGGAGAGCCUCAUGAAAAUGAACAUUGACAUUUCCAUGUGGGACUACUGCCCUGACAGAGAUAGCCAAUUUCUAGGAGAGUGCACGGUGGAGCUGCAAAAAGCGUUUCUCGAGGACAGACCCAAUUGGUACCGCCUCGAGGACCAGCGCCAGCUGCGAUUCAAGUCGCCUCAUGUGUCCCCGAGGGGCUCGCUGGCCAACCCUGGCACUGCGGCCAGGGAAAUUGCUCAAAGGCUGCUGAGGAGGGGCGACUUUACACAACAACGCUCUUACUCAGAUGACAAAGACGAUGAGACUGCCGGAAACGUUUCGCACUCGUCGAGCGUGGAAUCAGGACUCCUGCACCCUGACCAUGCCUACGUUGGAGGGUCACGCCGUGGAUCAUCCCAGUCGGAAACCCUGGAGGUGGACACUUAUCAGCUUGGCAGAGACUUUUCCAGGUCUUUGCCUGGCUCGAGAAGAAGCUCCUUCCAAAACUCAGAGACUCAAAAAGAGGAACUGGGUGUGGGUUACAGCAGGGAGCGGCGACGCAGUUCCAGUUCUCGGGGUGGCGCCGUCAUGGGCCACUACGAGCAGAGGGAGGAACUGAUGAUUGGUACCAAGGCAGGCGUGGAGUCUUCAGGUGCAGGUUUAUCCAGAACCCUGAGCUUAAGCCAAGACAAAAAGCCAGCGCGAAGACCUUCUCGCUACGCCCAUGACAUUCUAACAGGGGCAGCUGCAGUUUUAAGUCGGCUCGAUCACCCGGAGCGGAGGAAGAGCUAUCGCAGAAAAUCGUCCGUUGGGGGGCCUAAGAAUUUCGAGGGCAACGCUGAAGGCGACACACUCAUUCUCGGGCCGGGGCAGAUCAGACCAAGGGGCUUUAUGAUCGCUCAGUUGGCUGGAAAUUUGCCUGCAGGUGGAUACGGCGAGAUAAAAAUUGCUCUGCUAAUGACCAAGGGGCAGCUUGAGCUGGAAAUCGUCUGUGCCAAAGGCCUGAACGCAAUAAGCAGAGGAGAUUCAGCCCCAGAUACAUAUGUGAAGUCCUAUCUAAAGGACGGCGACCGGUGGCUUCAAAAGCGCAAGACGAGGGUCUGCCGCUCCAGCUACGACCCCGUUUACAACCAGAAACUUCGCUACAACGCGUGUGACGUCCUGGGCCGAGUGCUGAUCAUUAUGCUCUGGGAGCGCCAGAAGGGCUUCGAGAGCAACCAGGGCCUCGGCGGCGCCGAGAUCGCCCUCGACAAACUGCAGCUGACCAACGCGACCAACGCUUGGUACCCCAUUUUCCCGAUGAACUCGCUCAACGGUCUCGACGAGCCGCUCAUCGACUCGCCGUGAACGCUGGGCGCGCUCUAAAAAAAUAUCAAUCUUCUCUUGAGCAGCAAAAUAAUCAAACGUGUUUUCCAUGAUUGUUGAAAAAAAUAAUUUUUUCUGGGUAGAAAGCAGUCGAAAGUGGAAGAAUGUUGUUGUCGUAGCGAAGCAGCCUGAAUGAGCUGUGCUCUGUUUUUGCUUCACUGGUGGCUAUUGAAUUUAAGAAAUUCGGUCCGAAAUAUUUUGUUCACAGGCUGUUGAUUCAGCUUUUCAUGUAAGUAUUUUCGAAAUGAGAUGAACCUGUCGACUCCGAGUGUAUAGAAACAAAAUAUUGUGAUAGAAUUUUGUGACAAAUUUCCCAAAUGUUAUUUUCACCUUCCUCUUGAAAAGCUUUUCUAAAAUGUUUAUAUAUUUGUGUGGGCCUUUUUCAACGUUUUCUCAUGGCGUGUAUUUUAACUCAAACAAAGUUCAAGAAGUAGUGUUGUUGUUAGAUUUCAAUGAUCUCUUUAAAAGUGGAAAAGUGUGUUGAAGUAACUAGCGGAAUAGUAGCAUUCGGUGUGGUAGAAAUGAGCUCGGUGUUGAAUCCUCUCCCUCAAAUCACCCCUGUUCCAUUUUAUGUAUAAUACAAAGGGGUGCACUUACGGUUGAUGCUCAGGGAGUUGUAACAAAGCGAUGAAAUUCCGGUCUAAAAGUUCUCUGAUCUUCCUUCCAAUUUGAUAUUGUUUGCAUUUUUUACAUUUAAAACGGCUGUUUGUGUUCACGCAAUUUUGGAAGCUUUGAUAAAAUACAGCCAUGUUUGAUUGUUUUCUACUAAACUGCCACACAAUUACUCAUCUAUAAUAAUUUCACUUAGCAUUAUCUCAAUCAUUGCAAAUGCUUUUGGUGUCAAAAAUUUAAUUAUAUGAAUGACAAUCUCUUCGAAUCCUUUCAUGCUAAAUCAAAACAAUAAUAAAACGAUGACUUAUAUCAAGGAAAAAUCGCACCGUUAAUAAUUGCUCACUUUCUUUUUGGUCAUUCCGUGUUCUUUGGAUUUUUUUAAACAAUUAGUAUCAAAAUCAAUUUAUUUUAAUAUUGGAGUUUUGUUCCUGAAAAUUGUAAAAACUCGAAGAAAAAUGUAGCUUAAUUCUUAGUGAGCUUUCCUUUUAUCCAUAUAAUUAUAUGGAAACAAAAUAAUUUUUCUUUCAGUUCCUUCAUAUAAGGGAUAUGAAAUUAGAAAAAUUUUUUUUUUUAAAUAUUUCCUUAAUUAAAAAUUGGUUUAACCAACAAAGAAAUUUUCACUUCAGUGGACGCUCUCAAUCUCAUAAAGAAAAUUCCAGACAGUAGGCAUCAGCAGGCCACUGUUUAGAUAAAAAAUUCAUCAAGCCACUCUAGCAUGUAAAAUUACAAAAGUUCUUCCUAACAAAAUAUCAUUUACCUGAGCUAAAAUUCUGAAAUCAAUGAUUUUUUAAUUAAUAUUCAUUUGUUCUAAUUUUUACUGCAUUUCGAAAUUUUAUUCACAUUGCAAUUCAUAUCUAGGUAGGGACGAUUUAAAAAAAAAGUGACUUAACUUACUUUAAAUAACCAAGGGUGCUUUUCUUUUUACCUGGGAGAUAUAUUUCCAAUUUGAUCGAAUUUUUACCGCAAAUACUUUGGAAAGAGAGGGGGUUUUUAUUCAGGUCAGUGGAAUUAUUCGCUUAAAAUUUUAAUGAUAUUGACAAAAUUUUGAAUUACUAAAUUGCGAAAUUAUUUGAUCUACAGGAAAUCAUAUCUAGAGGCUAACCAGAAAAAUAGGAAAUACUCUUGGUCGUUUAAAUUAAACUGCUGGUGUUGUGAUUAUUUUUUCUUUUAUAUCAAUUUAUAAUUGUUUAGAAACAAAGCAAAAAUUUUUAUCGCUUUACGUUUUUGAUGAUGUUACAAAAUAAUGCUUCACGUGAUGAAUAAAAAUUAUCUCUCUCGAUAUGUGAUAUUCAACUCUUUAAAAACGACAAACGUGGAAUUUCCAACACUCAAAAUGAUUGCUACUUCUGCUGUUGUCUCAUUGGUGUAUGUCAAACACGCGUUUCCGUAUCAUUUUCCGCUCUUCUACGUGCGCAGAUAAAAAAUAAAAAAAUAAUGCACAUUCUCGUGUGACUCGGCAUGAUGGUGAUAAGCAUACAAAUCUCUGUUAUCUCUCUUGUAAAUGAAAAAAAAACACGAUUCAAUGAGUAGAUCUAUGGGUUGUAUGUUGUGGAAUAUUCAUAUCCUUGCGUCUACAAAAAGCCAAACUGAAAAAACGUACAUUUCUCUUCAUAUACAUACAUGUAAAAUACGGUUCUUUAAAGACAAAAAUGUUAAGAGACGAAGAAUUAAAUAUUUUUUAUCUCUAUCUGAUACAUCUCAUGUUCUGCAAAGACGUUGUACUCAUCCUUUUUAACGGCCUAUAUUUGCGAAAAGAGUGCACAAAAAUCUAUUAUUGUAUAUCAAAUUAUUGUGGGGAAAAAGUAGAUCUCAAGUCGGUGUUAUGAAUAUUGCUGUUGAAAAGAAAUUAUAUAUAAAUCUACGAAAAAGUUGUUGUUUUUGCCGUUUUGUCUCUCUGAAUACUAAAAAAAGGAGUACUACUAAAAAGGAAGUCGCUGACGCGCGUGUAUGCAAAAUUAAUAGGCACAAGAAUCGAUUGGAAAUAAUUAAACGAGGAAGUAUCUCUAAUGAAUGUUAUCUCUGUAGAAAAUAGGCUUUAAAAACAAUUUAUUGUAAUUGGAAAAUAUAAAUGAGAAACAAACACACUAAAAACGAUUCCAUUAAGAAAUAGUUUCAAUUUCACUUAUACAAGGAAAUCUAGUGUUAAGGUUAUACAUAGUACAUGGUAUGGAAAAAUAAUAGCCAGAAAACAUAUUGUUGUGAGAGAGUGAAUUGAAUUCUAAAAUGUGAAUCAAAAUAAAUCAAAA
This is a messenger RNA of Neocloeon triangulifer, 6815 nucleotides long. RefSeq names its product regulating synaptic membrane exocytosis protein 1-like. NCBI's taxonomy places the organism in Eukaryota, Metazoa, Arthropoda, Insecta, Ephemeroptera, Baetidae. Gene Ontology annotation, biological process: positive regulation of synaptic transmission; regulation of synaptic plasticity; regulation of membrane potential. The record is from RefSeq and is a predicted model, not a curated record. Gene Ontology annotation, cellular component: presynaptic membrane; cytoskeleton of presynaptic active zone. The transcript is spliced from 23 exons. Gene Ontology annotation, molecular function: transmembrane transporter binding; small GTPase binding. Bases 397 to 3939 code for a protein of 1180 amino acids.